Molecule: messenger RNA, 1786 nt
Organism: Ricinus communis (castor bean)
Lineage: Eukaryota; Viridiplantae; Streptophyta; Magnoliopsida; Malpighiales; Euphorbiaceae
Product: heterogeneous nuclear ribonucleoprotein 1
Exons: 6
Coding region: 323-1561 (412 amino acids)
Biological process (GO): regulation of gene expression
Cellular component (GO): nucleoplasm
Molecular function (GO): RNA binding
Source: RefSeq, a predicted model, not a curated record
AGAUAUUGGACUUUUUCCUUUCAGCAAAGCAUUUCCUUUCCACGACGUCGUUUACUGGUAACGGCAGCGUUUACGGGGGACUUGGGAUUACUCUGCAACACAAAAGAAAAAAAUCAGAAAGCGAAAAGACCUUAUUUUAUUUCCCUCUCUGAAAAACCCUAGGCUAGUGAGGGUUUCUAAAUUCUUGAUUCACUGUUUACAGUCUCAUCUCCAACUGAAUGAUCGGGCGUUUUGUAUAGCUUCACUUUCAAAUUCUAAGUUUCAAAUAUUAUUGUUUUCUCUAGUUUUAAAAGUUAGGCAACGACAAAACAAUCAAGAAUCAAUGGAUUACGAUUAUCCACAAGCACAACAACGACGAACUCAGUUUGAAGAUAACAAUAUUGUAGCCUGUAAUGGCGAAGAAGAAGAAGAGGAUGAUUAUUACGAUGAUAAUCAACAACACCAACAGGAUCAUCAUCAAAAUCAACAUGAAUUAGGCGGUGCAGGUGGCAAUGGGAGAAGGCAAUCCCUAACUUUUAAUCAGACUCGUGAUAAUUCUUCUUCUGAUUCUUCUCAAGGAAAACUCUUUGUUGGUGGUAUCUCUUGGGAAACUACUGAAGAAACAUUCACUAGUUACUUCAGUAAGUUUGGAGAAAUCACAGACUCUGUUAUUAUGAGGGAUAGACAUUCUGGAAGGCCAAGGGGUUUUGGAUUUGUAACAUUUGCUGACCUGGCAGCUGCUGAUAGGGUUUUGGAGGAAGACCAUAUCAUUGAUGACAGAGCGGUUGAAGUAAAGAGGACAGUUCCGAGGGAGGAAAUGGAGGUUAAAGGAGUUGUAAGAGCCAGGAAAAUUUUUGUUGGUGGAAUACCACCAACUCUGACUGAAGAUGAACUGGGGGAGUAUUUUUCUGUCUAUGGCAACAUUGUUGAGCACCAGAUAAUGCUGGAUCAUAAAACUGGACGAUCUAGGGGCUUUGGCUUUGUCACAUUUGAGACUGAAGAUUCUGUUGAACAGAUCUUUUCAACUGGCAGGACACAUGAACUUGGAGGAAAACGGGUGGAAAUCAAGAAGGCUGUACCAAAGAGAAAUGGUGGUGAUUAUGGCUCCAGUGGAAAGUAUCACACUGGAUUCAGCAAUGGUGCAGGUGGCUAUGGUGCUGGCCAUAAUUCAGGGGGUCUGUAUGGUGGAAAAAUGGGUCGAGGUUAUGGUGCAUAUAGUGGUUAUGGUGGCUACAGUGGUUAUGGAGGCUACGGUGGAGGCUAUGGAAGCAGUAAUGGUUUUUAUGGUGGCUAUGGUGGAUAUGGUUAUGGAUUCGGGUAUGGUAGUCCCAUGAUGUUUGGUAGCGGGGGAUAUGGAGGCAGUGGGUAUGGUACCACAAGUGGUUAUGGUCCCACUGCAGGAUAUGGCGGUGGUGGUAAAGGAUUUGGAAGAAGCAGUGAGAGUGGUAGUUUUGGCAGUGUUAAGGGAUAUGGAAGUGGUGGUGGUGCUGGUAACGGCAGUCAUGGGAGUAGUAGGGGAUAUGUAGGCGGUGACAAUGGUGGUAGUGCUGUUACAGGAAGGUACCAUCCCUACCAAAAGUGAAGGAGAAUGUUUUCAGUAGGCAUGGAUUUCCAAGCGGGAUGUUUGAAAUGAAAGAGAUUUCCUCUUCAUGAUUAAGUAAGAGUAGGUUGUUUUCAAGAAGCUACUGCUAUUCUGUUGUUGCCAACCUUCUCUGCUAAAUGUGAGAGGUUGACUUGACUUGGUGACGGAAUGGUUUUUGUAAUCUGAAAAUGCAAAUAUUACAGUAUAGUAUUGGAAUUUUUUCAA